AUUAUUGACUAUUCAAUCGUUUUUGUUAACUAAUCAUUCAAAUUACAUCAACAAAUAUGAUGAAUUUCACAUAUUCGAAAUUAGAAUUAUAAAAAUCAAUUUAAUAUUCUCAUAAAUUUAUUUAUUUCAACCAAGAAACUUGAAUUAUUUUUGUGGCGAAUUGACUCGCGGCGAAACGACGCAAGUCAAGACUAACCUAACCUCAAACUUAUUUAAGGUUGUACGCAUGAUAUUCUAAACAACAUAAAACUACCCAAAAAUGAAUAAUUUCAUAAAUAAAACACUUCUAAACUCACUUAAACGACUAUAUAAAACACCAAACAAUGCAUUAUCAUCUGCAUCAUCACUACCAGAUGUAAUUGUACAAAAUCAACAUGAAAAUGAUAUAAAAAUCUAUAAAAAACAAACUCCAUCAGUGUUAGACCCUUGUGAUGACGAAGAAGUCCAACACAUUGCACCCUAUUUAAAACCAACGUUUAAUUUCGCUGCGUACGUGAACAAAUCAGAAACUUUACAAGAAUUAGUUAAACUUGGUGUAAACCUGCAUAAACUUGAGAAAAAGACUGAUGUCCCAGAGUUUAUUUUAGGCCUCAAGUUUGAAACUGAUAUAAAAGAACAUGUUAUACUCUUGCAUGACUUGGGUUUAACUGUUGAACAAAUCGGUGUAAUACUAACAAAGAAUCCAUUUAUACUUAAAGAAUGUUUGGAUGACUUAAAAGUCAGAAUAAACUAUCUAGAAUCAAAAAAAUUCACAGCAGAAAUGAUUGUGAGGAUAAUAGCACUAAAUCCAUUCUGGUUGAGUUUCAGUACGAGAGAUAUAGACAAGAAAUUAGGCUUUUUCCAGAAGACUUUCUCGUUGACUGGAGACGAAGUAAGAUAUUUGACUGCAAAACAACCAAAACUUAUCACCUACAAUCAAAGACACAUUAAAAAAAGCAUAUUCACUCUAAAAGAGGAGAUGGGAUUCACCGACGAAGAGUACAAACGCAUUUUAUUGCAAAAACCCCGAUUAUUCAUGAACGAUCACAAGAAACUAUUAAAAACAUUCGAAUAUUUACACAACACAAUGAAAAUUUCGCUGGAAACCAUCGCGCAGAUGCCCGACGUGCUCGGCUGUCGCCUCUUCCGGCUGCAACAGCGCUUCGAAUACCUGCAGCGCCUCAACAAAGUGCAAUUUAAUCCCAAGCAGCCCGGUUACAUAUCGCCCGCACUCAUCGUCUCUGGCAGUGACUCCGAGUUCGCCUCCCAAGUGGCGCAAACGUCAAUACAAUCGUUUAACACGUUUUUACAAACAUUAUGAAUAGAAGAUUUCUUGUUGCAGGGAAUGUACUAGUUUAAAUAUAAAAUUACCAAUUGA
Messenger RNA from Dalotia coriaria, 1357 nucleotides. RefSeq names its product mitochondrial transcription termination factor 3 (gene mTerf3). Gene Ontology annotation, molecular function: double-stranded DNA binding. Gene Ontology annotation, cellular component: mitochondrion. NCBI's taxonomy places the organism in Eukaryota, Metazoa, Arthropoda, Insecta, Coleoptera, Staphylinidae. Gene Ontology annotation, biological process: mitochondrial transcription; regulation of DNA-templated transcription; mitochondrial ribosome assembly. The record is from RefSeq and is a predicted model, not a curated record. The transcript has 3 exons. Bases 260 to 1300 code for a protein of 346 amino acids.